GAGAAGAGAGAGCGAGAAACAAGCAGGCAUGAUAGUCUGCGUUACCAAGUCUGAGGUUCAGUCCUGGGAUACUUUCGCUGCCUCCAACCUUGACGGUCUGGAUUAAACUGGGAGCGAUUCCUCAGAGGGAAUCAAAAGACGCUGAGUUCUGAGGGAUCUGAGAGGAGAACUUCUGCCAAGGCGCGAGAAAACGACGGCACGCUGGGUGGAGUUUAUGAGCGAACUCCAUCUCACCGGCUUGCGGACGCUUGACGGAGUCGUCUGCCCGCUCCCGGGAACGCCAAUGCAUGCAAGGAACUGCUUCCUGCUGUUCCUCUGCUUUCUCCUGGAUGAAGGCCUCCUGGUGCCCCACGGCCUGCUGGGAAAGCGGCACCACAGGAGCAAGGUGUCACUGAAGAGGAGUUGGGCGCCAGGGUCUCAGAGGGUCAGGCGGAGUUGGGUGUGGAAUCAGUUCUUUGUGCUUGAGGAGUACAUGGGCUCAGAUCCUCAGUAUGUUGGCAAGCUCCACACCGACCUGGACAGAGGGGACAGCGUGGUGAAGUACACCCUCUCCGGGGAGGGGGCCGGCUCCAUCUUCACCAUCGACCAGACCACUGGCGACAUCCAUGCCUUGCAGAGGCUCGACCGGGAGGAGAAGCCUUUCUACACGCUGCGGGCGCAGGCCAUCGACAUGGCGACGGGCCGGCCCCUGGAGGAGGAGUCCGAGUUCGUCAUCAAGGUCCAGGACAUCAACGACAACGAGCCCAGAUUCCUGGAGGGUCCGUACACCGCCAGAGUCCCGGAAAUGGCACCUAUAGGUACCUAUGUGAUCCAGGUGACCGCCACCGAUGCCGAUGAUCCCACCUACGGUAACAGCGCUCAGGUUGUCUACAGCAUCCUGCAUGGACAGCCUUACUUCUCGGUUGACGCCAAGACAGGGGUGAUCAGAACCGCAUUGCCCAACAUGGACAGGGAGGUGAGGGAGAACUACUACGUCCUGAUCCAGGCCAAGGACAUGGGGGGUCAGCUGGGAGGUCUGGCUGGGACCACCACCGUCAACAUCAGCCUCACAGACAUCAACGACAACCCGCCCAGGUUUUCCAAAAGUAUUUUCCAUGUCAGGGUCCUGGAAUCGUCACCCAUGGGCUCGGCAGUGGGACGAGUCAAAGCUAAUGACCUCGACGUGGGAAAGAAUGCAGAAGUGGAGUAUUCCAUUGUUCCUGGGGAUGGGGGAGGCAUGUUCGAGAUCACCACUGAUGAGCAAACCCAAGAGGGGAUUAUCACCCUCCGAGAGCGGCUGGACUUUGAAGACAAAACUGUGCACAUCUUCAAAGUGGAGGCAUCUAACCCAAGCACAGAUGGGAGGUCCCAGCACCCGGGCCCACUCAGGGACGCCGCCACCGUCCGGAUCAGCGUGGUGGAUGUGGCCGAGCCACCUGUGUUCGGCAAGCCAGCCUACGGCAUGGAUGUGUAUGAAAACGCCCCCGUGGGCAUCGUUAUCGGAGCCGUGAGUGCUCAGGACCUGGACGUGGGGGCCAGCCCAAUCAGAUAUUCCAUGGACUGUAUGGAGGACACAAACUGCUCUUUUGAAAUAGACCCAGUGAAGGGAACUAUUUCCACCACAAAAGCCUUGGACAGAGAGCAGACCGCGGAGUACAACAUCUCCAUAGUGGCAACUAAAGUUAGGAGUCUGGACCUUUCCAGCCAGGCCACGGUCACCAUCCACGUGCUGGAUGUUAAUGAGUUUCCUCCAGAACUCAUCACACCCUACAAGACUUUUGUUUGUGAAAACUCCAAAUCCGGGCAGGUCAUUGGCAUCGUCUCUGCUCAGGACAAGGACCUGCCACCCGCAGGACAAAAGUUCACCUUCAGAUCACUGCCAGGGGAGAUUAAAAAUGAUAAUUUUACAGUCUGGGAUUUUGCAAACAACACUGCGGGCAUCCUGACGCAGCGGAGCGGCUUCAGGCGCCGAGCUUUGGACCGCUACCUGGUGCCAGUGGUGGUGGCGGACAGGGGCUACCCCCGCCUGAGCAGCACUGGCACCCUGACUGUGCGCGUCUGCUCCUGCGGCAGGGACGGGAGCCUCAUAUCCUGCAGUGCUGAGGCCGUGUUCUUCCCUGCGGGUGUGAGCACAGGCGCUCUCCUCGCGGUCCUUCUGGGAGCAGCUGUCCUCCUGGUGACUGUGCUGCUGUAUGUCGCUCUCAGGCGGCGACGGAAGAGCGCGGUGCCGGCGGCGCCGGGAGACGGGGACGUCCGCGAGAACGUCGUUCGCUAUGACGACGAAGGGGGCGGGGAGCAGGACACGCGCGCCUUCGACAUGGGCGCCCUGAGGAAGCCCGAAGCGGCGGAGGCCCAGCUACAUUCCAGCAGCCGCGUCUGGGUGCCCCCCAAAGAGGACAUCCCGGACGUGCGGGAUUAUAUCCACCGGAGGCUGGUCGAACGCCCCAGUGAGAGUGCCCCCCCUCCAUACGACUCCUUGGCCACCUACGGCUAUGAGGGAGACGGCUCAUUGGCGGGGUCCCUGAGUCCCAUCGAAUCCUUGACAGCGGAGGUAGAGGAGGACCACGGUUACCUUGACGACCUGGGGCCUUCAUUCGAUAGCUUGGUAGCGAUAAUCAGCAAACCUGAGAGUCACCGGGACACAGAAGAGGAGGAGGGACCCUGACAGGAAUGCCAAGCCGGCUGCCUGUUAUUCUUCAUUUAAUUUUAAUGGGUUUUAUGUCCGUCCAUCCACAUAUCCAUCAUCCACCUGUCAUCUAUCUGCUUACCCUGCUCAGGGUCGCAAGGGGGGCUGGAGCCAAUCCCAGGCAACACAGGACACAGGCUGGGGUCACCGUGGAUGGGAUAGAGGUUUUAUGUCCAGUUCGUUUUUUAUUUUCAUCCAAUUUAAUAUAAUUUUAUUUUCUAAAAUGAGAUCUCAGAAAUAUCGGGGGCUGGGGCAGGAAAAAAAAAAGAAUAAAACACUGACUAAAAAGCUGGGGGGAAAGCAAAUUAUGCAUUUAUAGAUGCAUAAUUUAUUUUAAUUGUUGUGUUUUUGACAUGAGUGAAAGGAAAGAUUGCACAAGAAUUUUGAGAACUCUGCAGCAUAAUUUGAAGUGCCUCAAAAAUGUCUUUGAAAAGGUUAAAAAUAUUUUAGCUAAAUUCCUUGGCAAAAUACCCAGUUUUCUUUCUGAAUCACCUUCAUCCGUUAAGUACAUCACACACUUUUUUGCCAAAUAUAUUUUUUAUGUACGUAUCUGAUUAAUAUGUUCGAUCUCCUUUUCUCCAAAAACAAUAUUUCUUGGACUAAUUGUCAAUGUCUGUCACAGAAUUGAUGACUUCAGUAUGAGGACAUAUUUCUUUUUUGAAACCCCUCGGUUUCCAAUUUUUCAUAUGGUUGCAAUGACAAUUUUGUCAGCUUGACAUGCCAUCCUGGUCGAGAUACACGCACCAUGGGAACCUACAGCACACUUUAAAACGUCAUAAACCACAAAUGAAUUCCUCACAGUCCAGGCUUUGCUAGAUAUACCAUUAAAAUCACAUUCUUUUCUUCCUGCGACUCAUUCGGAUAACUGUAUAUUUUAUUGUUUUCUGAUUUCAUUCAUUUUACCGGCUGCAAGAAGCAUAAGUGAGUAGAAAUGGCCAGUACCAGCGUCGUUCUCUUGGGUUUUGAUGUUAGCCAACUUCUGUCUAUUCGGAAUGCAGAGAGACGUAUCCAUGACUGUCAUGUGUAAUUUAGUUUGCUAUGAUGUAGCGUGACUGAGAUACGUUAAACACUGACAGUAAACAGGACUCACAGCUACGCCCUUCUUUAAAAAUGAUUAUUCACUUGCUGAAGCGACUCAGCACCUUGACAACAACAUCAGCCCUUCGUAUAUACUCCGGCAAGCCCGGCCCUCCCGUUUGUCAUAUUUCUAAGGCACUCAUUUCCAAAGCUUUUACAUAUGUAUCUUGCCAAAGGUGCCCUUUUGGAAAAUAAAAGAGAGUCAAUGAACAAAGAGACAAACAGACAGAUAGAUAGACAAACAAGGAUUUAGACAGAGCAUUUUAAAACAGUAUGUUUUCUUGGAACAAAUUGGCGUGAAUGUGUCUGAGGUGUUUGCCAACAUCCAGGCUGUUAGGAUAUUCGCCCAUCCCUGUUCAUCCCACUCACAUGAUGAUGGUGACACCCAGCUUUCUUCUAAGACUUUGAGGGACCUCAGGACGACAUGUAUAAGCUGAGAGUUAUCAGCACCCCCCCCCCCCCACCCUGUCCGCACCUGCACCAUCUGCCAUAAACACUUCAGAUCUGUUUAUGCUGAUGUCUGAUUUUUUUCCUCCCUUUCUAAACAUUUCGUCUCUCGUAGCGAUAGCCACCUUGUCGUUUUCAUCAGAUGAAAAUGCGGGGCUGUUUUUUUAUUUAAUAGCUGACCUGCUGAUUGUGUAGAGGAGCGCUUUUAGCAUAUUGCUAUCUCGAAUUUGACACUGGGCCGUGAUUAAGUACUACAGCCCUCGGAGGGAAAAAAAAAAAUUAAAUACAGGGGAUGAUUGUGAGAAAACUCUGACGAACCCAUUAAUCAGUCUCUGGAAACAUUUGCACAUUACUAUGCUUGUUCGGGUUCGAAGAGCUCCGUGUUCAUCUAAACAUUGACAAAUUAAGUUUGGCUAAUCAAGCUGAGGGUAAAAGGUUUAAGAAACGAACAAAAUCCACUUCAAAUAUUGAUGAAAUAAAGCGGGUCGUGCUGCACCCAGUUGCCGGUGUCAGUAAUUGUAAUUUUUUAAUUGCAGAAGUUCAUGUUGAUUAACUGCCACAUCCCAUUAAGAACAGAUGACUAUUAAGUGCUCUAUGGUGAGGGAGUCCUGGAUGAGAAGACCUCUUCAGGCAUGACCUCUCGGCCGCAAACGGCACCUAAUUUGUUUAUUACCAACAUGCUGUUGAUAGCUAAUUCUUAAAUUCUUUGUUGUGUCCAGUCGCAUGUGGCCACAAUAUGUACAGAAGACAAGCCUGACUCCUUUAAUAAGGCCACCAGCGUGCAUCUUAUUUUAGAGCGUUUUAUAAAUAUAAUUACUGCAAUGUCCAUAACGGCAUUUCUAUUAUGUUGCUGACAAUGCCCAAUGUUGUACGGAUGAUGAAUCGCUUGGCAAUCACAUCUGUAUUCCCCCAAUCCUCAUUUAUCCAUGAUAUCCUCUUAAGAGGCUUACGAAUUCGUAAGCCGAACGGCAUCCUUCAGAACUCAAACAAGCCGGAGGCGGAGUCAGAGCUCAUUUGCUUCUCAGAAACAGUACAGAGACUCUAUUUCCCAUGUUGUAGCAUGUAACUAUAAGCUCAUUUGUCCACUUCAUGAUUUUUUGAAACAAUGUCUGAACUUAAUAUCUAAAAUUAUUUGUCAAUUUUUCAAGUAUUGUUAUAUAAAAAUUUGAUGUUGGUUCUUGGGACGAUGGUAAAUUUCCCAUGCAUGGUAGCCAGUUCUUUUUCUUAUUAUAAUUGUUAUUAUUAUUAUUAUUAUUAUUAUUAUUAUUAUUCAAUAUUUUAAUGCUAAUGUUAAUUUCUCAUCAGUCAGUGUCACCUUUUUGGACUUUUUUUUUUA
Messenger RNA from Brienomyrus brachyistius, 5525 nucleotides. Its product is annotated as cadherin-12-like. Bases 215 to 2644 code for a protein of 809 amino acids. The record is from RefSeq and is a predicted model, not a curated record. Lineage: Eukaryota; Metazoa; Chordata; Actinopteri; Osteoglossiformes; Mormyridae. The transcript is spliced from 12 exons. Gene Ontology annotation, biological process: multicellular organism development; adherens junction organization; cell-cell junction assembly. Gene Ontology annotation, cellular component: catenin complex; adherens junction; plasma membrane. Gene Ontology annotation, molecular function: calcium ion binding; cadherin binding.